Molecule: messenger RNA, 1234 nt
Organism: Nezara viridula (southern green stink bug)
Lineage: Eukaryota; Metazoa; Arthropoda; Insecta; Hemiptera; Pentatomidae
Source: the annotation of a GenBank genome assembly
ACCUUAUCACCUUGAAGCCGCCACCCUCAACUAAUAUGAUUUUAUCUCUUAUCACUUUUAGUUGUCGGCAUCUAUUUCUUUUCUCAUCAAAUGUUUUUCGGCCAAUUUCCAACCCUAAACGACCCUGGCUAAAAUAAAUCCUACUCCUUAGCCAAGUUAAACAUGUAAGAUAUAAGCAGCAUUUCUGCAAUAUUUGACUCAGAGAAAUUUUAGGAAUGAGUGAUUCUUUGGAAGUUAAGUCAGAAUUAUAUGAUGAGGAUGAAUUUUGUAACAGGAGUAGUCCACAUCAUUCUAAUACAAUAUUCUUCCUUCAGUUUUUUCAAACACAUGAAAAUAUAGACUUCAGCAUAAAAAGUGAUGGUGAUGAAGAUGUAAUUGUACCAAGGAGGAAAUACCAAACAAUUGAUAUUGAAUGCAGUCCAUCAACAUCUUUGUCUCUUGUUGGAUUACAACUAUGGAGAGGGGCAUUUGUUCUAGCCGACUUCAUUUUGUCAAAUCAUGUUGAUUUCUCCAGUAAGACAGUUCUGGAAGUCGGUUCCGGUGUUGGAUUUACUAGCAUUGUAGCUUCAAUGUUUGCUAAAGAAGUUAUUUGCACAGACAUCGCAGAUGAAGGUUUAUUGGACAUGAUAAAGAGAAAUAUUAAAAGAAAUGAGAGUAUAAUAAAAGCAGAUGUUUCUGUUCUCCCUCUAGAUUUCUAUUCUGAUCAUUAUUCAGAAGAAUUAACCAAGAAAUUAGAAAAUGUAGAUAUAAUCUUAGCUGCUGAUGUUAUCUAUGAUAAUGAUCUAACAGAAGCUUUUGUUAAGACUUUAAUUAAACUUCUUAAUACACCUAAGAAGAAGAAAUUCUAUAUUGCAUUAGAGAAAAGGUACGUUUUCACAUUGGCUGAUAUGGAUACUGUAGCACCAUGCUAUGAACAUUUUCUCAGUAUAUUCUUGAAAGCUAGUCGAAGAUCUCCAAUGUGUGCAUGGAGGGUAAAGGAAAUGAAUAUUGAUUUCGAACAAAGGUUUAAAUAUGAACGCUCAAAGCAUCUCGUAAUGUGGGAAAUCCUCACAUAGUUUAAAUAUUUCCAAAUAUUUAAUAGUCAUUUUUGUUGAGAAAUUAACUUAAAUGAUUAAAAUAAAUAUAUAUAUAAAUUUAGUAAAUCCUGAUGGAGAUGUAUUCUUGCCUUAAACUACAUGUUUUGUGGUUUCAUCGAUCGACCUCUAUUGUCAAUAAAAAAUAUUUUAUAAAAUGA